Olea europaea var. sylvestris is the source of this 1905-nucleotide messenger RNA. RefSeq names its product putative late blight resistance protein homolog R1A-10. The transcript has 2 exons. Bases 91 to 1011 code for a protein of 306 amino acids. Gene Ontology annotation, molecular function: ADP binding. The record is from RefSeq and is a predicted model, not a curated record. NCBI's taxonomy places the organism in Eukaryota, Viridiplantae, Streptophyta, Magnoliopsida, Lamiales, Oleaceae.
CUCUUUGUUUAUAUAUACAUGAUAGAAAUUGAAAGCCUCUAUCCUUCAGUUUACAGAAACAAAAAUAGAAUUUGUCACUAAACUUUGAAAAUGAAUACCGCCUACUUAGAAUUUCUGGUCGACAAGUUUGUUAGGGAUGUUCAAGCAGCGGAGCAGAUAUCUUCUGAGUUACCAUUGUUUUCUAAAUUUAAAGAAAUUAUGUCCAUUUUGCAGGAGAAAAAAAUCGUCCCCGAAAAGCUAAUUGAAAUAAAAGGCGAAUUACAAAAAAUCAACGAUCUUUUGGUUGAGGUCGAAGACAGACGGGGAAAACAAAAAUUUCAUCCCACUCGGACUGGUAAGGAUCUAUGGAAUUUAUAUAAAACAGGGCGGAGGCUUUCAACAAUCAGAGACAAAUUGAAGCGAGUGUAUGGAAAACCAGUGAAUGAAGAAGAACGUCAACCCAAAAAGGCAGAAGUUUUGGUGAUCGAGAAAAAAGAUCUGCCUGGAAUUUAUUUGCCCAAGUAUCGUGGAUUUGAUGAUCAAAUGGUGGAAAUUGAGAAUCUGCUGAGUAAAAACAAAGGCAACGUGGCAAUAGGAAGAGUGGGAAUUUACGGUUCGGGUAAAAGUGCGCUAGCCCGGAAGGUUAUUUUCAGCUCUAAUGUGGAGAAACUCUUUGAAUUGGUAUUGUGGAUAGAUUUAUCAGAGGUGAUAGGUUCAGAGGAGACAUACGAAUGCAUAAAAAUGGGAAAGACCUCUUAUGGUAAUGAGAGCUCUUCUGGUAAUGAUCUUCAUGCAUUGUUGUCCUCUCAUCUCUCUCCUGCAAAGAAGUGUUUGGUUGUUUUGGAUGGUGUUAGUGUUGCAUUGGAUGGAUUAAAGAGAGUGAUCGGAGAGAUUUUGGAUAAUGGUUCAGUAAUCGUUACAAGUACUCUACCAGAAGUGCACAAAACUCUUGUACCUGCAAAACAAAAGUUUCAUCUCCAUAGAUUAAGGGCCUACAAAGAGAGGAUUGUUGGCUUAUUUUCCAGGACAUAAUGAAAAGGAAAAGAUUGCACAAUCGGGAGGGAGGUCUGACUAUCGAAAUGGAAGAAAUGAAAGAAGAAAUUCUGGACUUUUGUGACGGACUCCCGUUGGGUGUGAAAAUUCUAGCAGAAACUAUUUCAAUUCGAAUUGCAAGGAAUUAGUAACUUUCUAAUCCAAUAUUAUGUUAUGUUCUCUCUUUAUUUGUUUAAUUACAUAAUCCUUUUAACAACGUUUUGUUGCAUUGUAGUGACUGGGGAAUCCCGGAGAAGGUGGAAAUCAUCCUUGGACUCGAUGGAGAUGACCUUCGCAGCAGGAAAAUAACUCAUGACCAAGUUGCCCAAACUGACGGUCUCUCUCUCUCUCUCACACACCCACCCACACAUUUGCAACACCUUUCUUGAGGUGCAAUGCAAAUAAAUUGAAGUAUUCUAUAUUCCUUGUUACUUGCAGAAGAUGGUUUUAUUUAUAUAAGGAUUUAUCUAAGGGGAACAGAUUCUGUUGGUCAAUCGAUGGAGGAAGUAGGACAGAUUUGUUUCCCAGAGUUGAUCAGCGUAACCCCCCACCUCUUAACAAGAGGAGAAAUGCGGGACAAACUGCAUUUGUACCGUGGAUAAUUUUACAAAGCUGAUUUACUUCUUUUUUAUUUUUUUGGUCAAAGAAACAUGCAAGUGUAGUAUUUAUUUAUACUGAAAAUUAAAAAGAAAAAGAAAAAGAAAAUAAAAGCUUAUGAGGGGGCAUAUCAUGACCUAACUUCAAAUAAAUGAAAAUACACCAUCGAAAAAUUUAAUGAGUCUCUAGAAAUAGAAUUUAAAUAGCAAAAGAAGCAACUUGUAUACUUCUUCCGUCCUCAUCAUAAUUCACUAUUGGGUUGUGUCUUCUUCAAUAGUAUAAUUUGUUGUAAUAAAG